CCCCGUGCGAGUGUCUCCCUCUCCCUCUUGCUCUCUCUCUCUCUCUCUCUCUCUCUCUCUUUUGUGAGUUAUAGCAACCGUUGCCUUGUGAAUCAAGCGCCAUAGUCACCGUAGUCCUGGCGACUGUUACCCAUCAACAACAACUACUCCUCUCCUCCUCCUCCUCCUCUUCCUCCUCCUCCUCCCCACCACCACCAUCUCCAUCACCCACCAACAACACCACAAUAAUCCACAGCCAAGAGACCAUCAUGCAGACAUCAGAGACUGGGUCGGACACGGGUUCGACAGUGACUUUACAAACAUCUGUGGCUAGUCAAGCAGCAGUGCCUACACAGGUGGUACAGCAAGUACCAGUACAGCAACAGGUACAGCAGGUACAGACCGUGCAGCAGGUACAACAUGUCUACCCAGCUCAGGUUCAGUAUGUGGAAGGGAGUGACACUGUCUAUACCAAUGGAGCAAUCCGAACAACAACUUACCCUUAUACAGAAACACAGAUGUACAGCCAAAACACUGGAGGGAAUUACUUUGAUACUCAAGGGAGUUCCGCACAGGUGACUACUGUGGUCUCAUCCCACAGCAUGGUGGGUACUGGUGGGAUUCAGAUGGGCGUCACAGGAGGACAACUGAUCAGCAGUUCCGGAGGAACCUAUCUCAUUGGCAAUUCAAUGGAGAAUUCUGGUCACUCAGUGACACACACAACUCGGGCCUCCCCAGCAACAAUUGAAAUGGCGAUUGAGACGCUGCAAAAGUCUGACGGUCUGUCCACUCACAGAAGCUCUCUUCUCAACAGCCAUCUCCAGUGGCUGUUGGACAAUUACGAGACAGCAGAAGGAGUGAGCCUCCCCAGAAGCACUCUAUACAACCACUACCUUCGACACUGUCAGGAACACAAACUGGACCCAGUCAAUGCUGCCUCUUUUGGAAAACUAAUAAGGUCAAUUUUUAUGGGGCUACGAACCAGGAGAUUGGGUACUAGAGGAAACUCCAAGUACCAUUACUAUGGGAUUCGUGUCAAGCCAGAUUCCCCUCUUAAUCGUCUGCAAGAGGACAUGCAGUAUAUGGCUAUGAGACAACAACCCAUGCAGCAGAAACAAAGGUACAAGCCUAUGCAGAAAGUGGAUGGGGUUGCAGAUGGUUUCACAGGAAGUGGUCAACAGACAGGCACAUCUGUUGAGCAAACUGUAAUUGCCCAAAGCCAACAUCAUCAACAGUUUUUAGAUGCAUCUCGAGCACUUCCAGAGUUUGGAGAAGUUGAAAUCUCUUCUUUGCCAGAUGGUACUACCUUUGAGGAUAUCAAGUCACUGCAGAGUCUUUAUCGAGAGCACUGUGAGGCAAUAUUGGACGUUGUGGUGAAUCUUCAGUUUAGCCUGAUAGAAAAAUUGUGGCAAACAUUCUGGCGCUAUUCUCCCUCUACUCCAGCUGAUGGCACUACCAUUACUGAAUCAAGCAAUCUGAGUGAAAUAGAAAGUCGACUUCCGAAAGCAAAGCUGAUAACUCUGUGCAAACAUGAGUCUAUCCUGAAAUGGAUGUGUAACUGUGACCAUGGGAUGUACCAGGCUCUGGUGGAGAUUCUCAUCCCCGACGUCCUUAGACCUAUUCCUAGUGCCUUGACCCAAGCCAUUCGAAAUUUUGCAAAAAGCCUUGAAGGUUGGCUUUCCAAUGCCAUGAAUAAUAUUCCACAGAGAAUGAUACAAACCAAGGUUGCCGCUGUAAGUGCCUUUGCCCAGACUCUGCGAAGAUACACAUCGCUCAAUCACCUGGCCCAGGCAGCUCGUGCAGUGCUUCAGAACACUUCCCAAAUCAACCAGAUGCUCAAUGACCUCAACCGUGUCGACUUUGCCAAUGUCCAGGAGCAGGCUUCCUGGGUGUGCCAGUGUGAUGACAACAUGGUUCAGAGACUAGAAACAGACUUCAAGAUGACUCUUCAGCAGCAGAGCACCCUGGAGCAGUGGGCUGCAUGGCUUGACAACGUGAUGAUGCAAGCACUGAAACCCUAUGAAGGAAGACCCAGUUUUCCUAAAGCUGCCAGGCAAUUUCUGCUAAAAUGGUCUUUCUACAGUUCAAUGGUUAUUCGGGACUUAACCUUACGCAGUGCUGCCAGCUUUGGCUCUUUCCACCUGAUUCGUCUACUCUACGAUGAGUAUAUGUUCUACCUAGUAGAACAUCGUGUUGCUCAGGCAACUGGAGAGACACCCAUAGCAGUCAUGGGUGAGUUUGGUGAUUUAAAUGCUGUGUCUCCUGGAAAUCUGGAUAAAGAUGAAGGCAGUGAAGUGGAAAGUGAAAUGGAUGAAGAACUGGAUGAUUCUUCAGAGCCUCAAGCCAAAAGAGAGAAAACAGAGCUGAGCCAGGCGUUUCCAGUAGGCUGUAUGCAGCCUGUUCUGGAGAGUGGCGUGCAGCCAGGCCUCCUGAGUCCCAUUCACAGUGAGCACAUCGUCACAAGUACUCAGACUAUCAGACAGUGCAGCACGACCGGAAAUACCUACACUGCAGUCUAAAGAAUAUUAAAGCGUAUUUUUCCAGCUUACAUUAACCCUGUUGAUAUUGGGCUUAAGUUGAAAAUUUAAUAAGCCUGAAGGUCGACUGUUGUCAAAUUCUAUCUGUGCUGAACAUUAACUUUUUGGAGUUGUGAAAUGGAAUGGGUGUAUGUAUUUUGCCAGGUCUUUUUUUUUUUUUUUUAACAUAAACAAAUUAUUUGCCUCUUAAUAAUAAGAUUAUUUUACCCUUAGUUUCAGGUGUCAAGAAGGAUUUUUACAACACUUAAUGUCAAUGUUUUUGUUUUCUUAUAAUUAAAAAGUAAUUUACAUUUUUGUAGCUUAAAAUAUUUUAUUGUUGAUUGUUAGUCUUGGUGUAUGAUUUCAUGUGUAAGUUUUUUAAUUAGAUGCACUUCUGUGAAAUAUCAAAAGAAUGAAUUUCUUUGAUUUACACUGGAGGCAUGCCCAUUUGGCAGCAGAUGCAUCAAAUUUGCUUUUGAAAGGUGCUUUUCAUUGGACAGAACCAUAAGACACUAUUUUGAUAACAUUUUGGAGUAUGGAGAGAGAAUACAGAACAUUUUUAUUAUAGUGCUAGAGGAUUGGGAAGGUCAUCUAUUUUUCUCUGUAGAAAAAUUGAGCUGUACAUUUAUUGGUUCAGAGUAAAUGAGAGAAUUACAAGAGAUUAUGCUAAUAUGUACAUAAUUUGUGUACAUAAUUAUUAAACCAUGUUAACAAUGCAAGCUUCCGUUAAACGUUGAAUUUUAACUGUUAUUUGCAUACCAAUUCCUCUGUUUAAAGACUACUGAUUCUGUGUUUGGGACCAGUGCACAGAUGCAUUCUGCUGUUAAGUGGGGCUGUUGUAGUUAGAUACCGAAGCUGAAAAAAAAUGACUUGACUUUUUUUUUUUAAGUGUACAUACUACUUAUGCUGAGCUGGACAUACAGGAAACCAUUCCAUUUGGAUGACUUUCUUCUAUUCCAGGUCUUUUUCCUAAUAGUAGUUCAAUAUGCUGCUAUUAUAAAAGAAAAUUUAUAGAAUGCAAGGAAUGUAGCAACCUGCAUAAUGUUAUUUCCUUCAAAAAUAUUUCCUGAUUUCUAAAGUAUGUGGAUUUAAAUUUUAAACAGAACCUGAAGGCAGUGUAACUGGCACACCUCACUGUUACUUAUCCCCAAUUCUGUAGGAUUUGGAUAGGUGGCUGGAUGGACCAUUGCCAUUGAAGAAUGUACAUCAGGGAUCAUCGUACCUCGGCUAUUACAUGGUGCCUUAAAACAGAACUGACGCUAAGGUUUAGUAAGGUUUAUUUUGUUCACAUGAAUAACUCUUCAAUCCAUUCGACAAAGUGUGCCUGUCAUUUUCAGAUUCCUGAAGUAAGGACAGGUUACAUGUUCUUCAAAGGAAAUUUAAGGAAAACAAAGCAAAACAAAAAGACAAAAUUUAGUUUCCCUCUUUGAGUGACCAUGAACCUAUUUUUUAUUCUUAGAGCUGAAUAUUACUUGAUUACAAAUCACAUUGCUUAAGGGUGUGGAAUAGCAGGCUAGUUUUAAUACCAACUUGUUACAUAAAAUCAUCUAUGUUUUAGACCAUUCUUAUCUAGUUAUGAUCCUAGAAGCUAACAAAACAAGUAGGUACUUAUCGAAGUGCAUCUUUUCAGUCUGUUUGUCUGUGUGUCCAGGUGUCAGUGUGUCCACAUGCACACACGUGAGUGCCCGUGGGGCAGGAGUCUGCUGCAAAGUCAAAAGGCUGAGAUCCUAAGGAGUAUACACCAUCCCCAUUUUAAUUUGCACGAAAUGUUAAGGUUCUUUUAAGCACUCAAAUUAUUAACGAAAACAAAAAAGGCACAUCCAUUCAUUUAAAUAGUUGUUAAAAAACUAAUCAGCAUAAAUAAAUAAAUAAAGCCAAAAAAAUGGAAAGCACAAAAUUAUUUACAGUCUAUUAAUAAGGCCUAUAUUAAACUCAAGAUGUUUAUCUUUCCAGUUAUAUUGGGGUGGGGGGAAGGGGAGGGGUUAGAAAGAAGAGGGUGAGCCAAUCUAUAAAGUUAGAAAUACCAAAUGGCUAACUGGGUAAUAUGUAUCACAUUUAAAUUGUUGUUGCUCAGUUGCCUCAGACUACUCAAAUAAGAUCAACAAAUUUAAGUAAAAUUUAAAUGUUUUAGAUGUAAUUUUUUAAAUUAAUUCAAAAUUUAUAUUAUACAACUCAGUCAUAUAUUUGGAAGCCUUCAUCAGCAUCCUAGCAUCACCUUCAUCUAAAUGUCAUUUAAAUGACCAUCCCCCUUUCCUCUCAAAAAGGCAAUGAAUUUGCACCCUCUCUCUCACACACACACACACACACACACACACACACACACACACACGUGCGUGCAGUAAACACAAGCUGCAAAAGAUCAUGUAUCCACUUAAUGGUAGAAACAUUAGGAAAUGUUUACAGGUAAAAUUAGCAUCAAAAAAUGAAAAAAACACUCUUCGUUUUGGCUCUCCUUUCUGAGUUUUUUCAGUUUCCUGUCUCUACCCACUAUCCCUAGAAUGAUUCUAUUAUCUGUAUUGGACCAAAUGUAUUACUGGUUUCAUCUUGUAUGUUGAAUAACUUUAAAUGUAUUUAUUAUCACUGUUUCUCUUAAUUUAAUGUUGAUAUAUUUGUGUCAUUAGAGGAAUCUGAUAAUAAUGGGCAAAUUUAUGUUGAUGAGAGUUAGAGAUUGGGGACUCUCCAGAAUUCAACAUUUCUUCCAAUUGUUCAUGGUUUGUUCUAAAUUAGGACAGAUGAGGAAUUAAUAAGUACUAUUACAUUUGAACUUGACUCAGUAAAAAUAUUAUGAUCUCCUUUAUCAAUACUUAGGAAUAUUAAUUCUUUGUGGCUAGUGUAAAUAGUUCAAUACACAAAAGAAUGCGGAUGGCUUAUGCUAAUUCCAGUUAUUCCUAGUUCACAAUAAGACACACACAUAACACUCAAAAACGUUUUCACCAAUUUCAGAUUUCAAUUGUGAAAUACAUUAGAAAAUAAAAACAAUAGUUUAUACAGGAGCAAAUUGGAACAGUCACAUCUUUUGCAUUUUUUUUCCAUUUUUUAAUUCAUCAAAACUGUAGCUGAAUAUUAGACUCCAAUACCUUUGUAGUUUUAUUACCAAUGACACAAGUUAACAUGUUAAGGACUUCCUGGUAUUUCUUGGCAAUGAAAUCAAACCCUAGCCAUGAAAUACAACUACAUAAACCAAGUGCUACAUUUUCAUUGAGGAAAAAUGUAAAGAAGAUAGGCUGGCUAUGUUUAAGUUUCAGAAAAGAUAUUUCCAUGUGAUAGGAUUGAAUAUUAUGGGUAUAGUCUGAUCUUGACAUAUGCUCUGAGAAUCAUACCCAAAAGAUUUGCGUUCAUGAAACCAGUGAACAAUAGGGUGGAAUGGAUGAACGAUUUCCUUGGAACACAGGGCCCAAUUUUUGAAUUUUUCUUUGGAUAUCAAGUUGCUGGUCACUUAUUCAGGAUUUUCAUCCAAACCAUGUUUGGACUGACUGUGUAAGUCUUACUGCCUUUUCAGAAAUCUGCUUUCCUUUUUGUGCUUUUUCUUGUACUGUAUAGCACGGUUUAUGCACCUCUCUUUAGAUGGUGUACUUUAAAAACAAAAGUAAAAUUUAGGAAAUGAUUUUAACACUGCAUACCUAAAAUCAAUAGUGUGCAACAUUGACUGCCUUUGAUUUGUAGUGGAUGAGUAAAACUGAAUACGUCUUUGUAGAAUGCUGUGAGAGUCAUUCAGGAAUGAAUGCGGUUUCAGUGCUGCAAUCAUAAACCUUUUUACAGGAAUGCACUGUCUAAAAGUGCUAAAUGCAUUUUCAAAUUUUUUAAAAUUCCUCAGAUAUAUUUGAAAUGUCUAAAAUAAUGCUGUGCUUGAAACAAUAGUAUAAAAGAAAAAAAAAUGUAUGUCACUGUGAUGUUGGUCCUCUCUGUGUGGACUCAAGUAGAAAGUGAAAAACUUGGCAAGUCACCUUUAUGUACAAUUUGAGGCAGUGGUUAUAUACAAUAAAUUGACCUUUGUUAUAAUCCCGCUCCCCUUACAUUCUUGGUGAGAAAAUAACAACCAUCAAAAACUGAAAUCAGAGCUCUGUGAUCUGUAUGAAUCACACUAGGACAUGGGGGAGAAGGGUUGGCAUGCAGUGCUAUUGAAAAUUGGGUUUGUCGCUAGAUCAGAGCAACCUCCAUGUAUAUGGUUAGAACAAAUCAAGUAAUGGAAUCAUAGUAUUUCUGCAAGUUUGGUGAUUUAAAAAAAAACUGGAAUAGAAGCAUUAAUUCAGUGCUUGGUUCUAGUAUUAGAAAACCCCUUUGAAGUAAUGCCUUGUAUUAACCCUUUGAGCAUUGUAAGAUAUACAAUGGGGACAAAAGCCUUUCAGAUCAUUUAUUUAGACUUAGACCAGUAAAAUAUACUCUAUAUCCAAAUGUCUAAUUAUGCUGUUUUUUUUUUAAAGGGGGGUUAGGAAAAGAAAGUGUUUCCAUGCCAAACACUUGCAUUUUAUAUACAACUCUUAAUUUUUCUUCAAGAGGGCUUGAUAUAUUUAUUCCCAAAUAUUCACUGCCAUCUAAGUAAGUGUACUGUUUACAGAAAAAAAAAAAUCAACUUUUCUAGCAUCACAUCAUGACUCUCUAGAAAAGGAGGACAAAUACAGAGGCCUGUAUAGACCUAUGUCAUAACUGAUUUCUGCACAUUGAAGGGACCUAGAUUGCCUUUGAAAGGUAUAAAGAAAAAGUUAUGUUCCUUUUUUUUCCCCAUAACAAAACAAGAGAUCUCGUUUAUUUAGCUUUAGAAAGUACAAGUAUAAGUGAAGCCUUAGAAAGGAAUGAGUUCAAGUGGAUAAAGAGAAUCUGAAAUCUUUAGGGGCAGUUAGGCUAUUUGGAGUUAGAUUGCUCAUAAAAUAUUGUUUGGGAAUUUCAUACAGGGCAUAAUUUUAUGCUCCAAAACUGUAAUACUUUGUCAAAAAAAAAAUUAGAUAGAAUGGAGUGCAAAGCACUUGAUUAUAAGCUCAUGUCAGGAGAUACUAUGACUACUGCUUCUGAUAUCUCUAAAUGUCAGUCUGCUCACACCAUUGCUGAUUUUGUUCAAGGGAAUCUCUCUGUGCACUUGAUCCUCUUUGUCCCCUGCGCAAUAGAACAUGAAAGCAGUGUGGUCUGCAGAUGUGCUUGCGCUGCCCUGGCUGGGCGCAAAUAAAGAGUGUAACCUAUUUUGAUGUCUGCUGAAAGGACAUCCAUAGCAUAGUGCAAGAAUGCCAGAGACGUCGCUCUUAGGCAGUUUAGGAAGUCAAACCAUGCAAAUUACUCAUGUGUUAACAUGCAAUACUCAAAGGGUUUUAAUUUAACUCUAUUCUUUUGAAUUCUUCAUGAUGAUUUACUGUAAAUGCUUCUCAGUUUGCAUGCCUUGAUCAUUGCUGCUAGUGAUUUUAUGUGCCAGUAGACCUGAGUUUAGUUUACCAAUUUUACUUAAAUAGUAAAAGCCACUUACAAAGUGACUGCCUAGGACUUUUUUUUUUCCUUCUGUUUGAAGUAAUCGGUAAAAUGUCUUUAAAAAACAAAACGUGCUUUGUCUCUUUUGUUUGGUUCUGGUAUCGAAUUCUUUUUUUCCCCCUCUUUCCUUUGUUUUUUUAAAAAAUUAUGAUGUUGGGAUUGGAAGCCCUGAGUAAUGAAAUCUUUGGUAAGAAUCGUUUAUGUAUCUCAAUAAUGAGGACAAUAAAUCUUUGUUAGAAGAAUUUUGAUUCUGGGGAGGAAAGACAAAAGAAAAACUCCCAUUGACUGUUGGUAACCAAAUAAAUCUUUCCUUCAGUAAAUUAGUACUUUUGAAGAAAUGAUUGCCUUGUUUUAACCUGCUAAACACAAUUUUAAAUGACCCAAUAAAGAAGGUAGUGAAUUUUAUUCGUUUAAAAAGCAUCUUUUGUACCAAAGCAAAUUUUUUUCUCUACUCAUCUCCAUCAUCAAUUUGGACCUAUGGUAGUGACCAAUGUGUUGGUUACAGAAACUUUAAGUGAGUGCCUUGAGAAAACUUGGAAAUUUGUGCCUGAGGUGGUAAACUUUUAAUUAGGUUAAUUGUAGUGCUUACCAAUCAGUAAUUCCACUAUCACUCAGGGCUUUCGUACCUUCUAGGUAAAACUUCUUUCAUUGUGUUUUUUUAAGAUGCUGUGUUUUUUUUUAAGUGCCAUCAUUUAAAUUUCACUUAGUAAGUGGCAGAUUACAUUAUUCAGUCCCACAAGCACAGAAAUAUAGUAACACUAGGAGAUAUUUGAACAUUUAUUUUACAAUUGACUGAAUAUAUUAUGUAAAUGAGGUAAGCAACUUUUGUAGAGAUUGUAUGUGUGAGAUAAUGUAAUGUUCUUUUCCAGUUUUUGGACUACAGUUGAAUAAACUUUUUAAUUAUUUAAAAACAUCUUUACCGAAUAACAUGUGAUGGUUUUUUGUAUAAUGUAUUUGAUUUUGUAAAUACGUAUUUCCUGAUGUGAUUUUUGUGAGAAAUGCUAAAUCUUUUAGUAUAUCAUGUCCUCUCAAAAUUGGCAGGCGCUAAAUAAUAGUUUGUGGGCGAUUUGUAUUGUGUACUGUACAAUAACUGGGGAACUUUUAUAAUUAUAAAAAUAUAUAUUAACUUUUAGUGUGUUGUUUAAACAAAUGACUGGAACAUACUAAAGAUAUUAGUAGGAUUUUUCUGAAUAUUUCAGACUUGAACUCAGGCUAGCUUUCUUGUGUUUUUCAAAACAAAAUGGUGUCUUGUCUUUUAAAAUCAAUAAAUUUGUUUCCUUGUAACAAAUA
This is a messenger RNA of Nycticebus coucang (slow loris), 9236 nucleotides long. It is a transcript of the gene RFX3, whose product is annotated as regulatory factor X3. Gene Ontology annotation, biological process: regulation of transcription by RNA polymerase II. The coding region runs from base 249 to 2498 and encodes 749 amino acids. Gene Ontology annotation, cellular component: nucleus. The transcript has 17 exons. The record is from RefSeq and is a predicted model, not a curated record. NCBI's taxonomy places the organism in Eukaryota, Metazoa, Chordata, Mammalia, Primates, Lorisidae. Gene Ontology annotation, molecular function: RNA polymerase II cis-regulatory region sequence-specific DNA binding; DNA-binding transcription factor activity, RNA polymerase II-specific.